AUGACAGCCUGUCUUUGCAGUACCGCGAGCCAUCUGGCCAAAAACUUCGAUGAGGUCAAAGCCAAGGAGCUGGUCCCUCAGCUGAACCGUCACCUCGCAGCUAUCCGAUCGCUCUUGUCCAAAUCAAAAUCACUGUCUCGUGAUGUACAAUACAGCGUCAGCCCCAACAACCAACGGGCGAUGAAGAUUAUGUCGAUACAGGCCAUCGACAUGAACCCCGUGAACGAGGUUUGCAAAAGAUUCAGAAAUGACUUGGCCGGGUUUUGGAUACCCUCAGAUGAUGCAGCGCACGGUGAGCUACGUCGGCGACUUGCCUGUAUCUCAGUCUUCCUCAGGUCCAGAUCUGAUGACCAGGCACCAAGUCCGGCGUCGGUUGCAAGUUUUGUUCAAGGGCACAAACUCUCAGAGUUACGGUAUGCGGGGAAGAAAUAUAUCAAAAUUGCUAGAAAGUUAGGGGGUAUUGGCGCUGUGUUUUGCCUCCCUUUAGAUGUUCCUUUUUCAACGUCUGAGGACUAUACUGAAAUUGUACAGCUCCUUGUGUCGCAGUCUCUUACUGACUCGGUUGCGCCUUAUGCAUAUCACAACCUGUUUUCCGAAUAUCCGGAUAUUCUUCCAGAUUUUUCCAAGCUUUCAUUAAUUAUUCACGCAUUGGGUGACUCUGACAUCCCCGACGUGAUCUUCAAGAGCGUGCGAUCACCCCAGCGGCGGUGGAACCCUGAGGGUGAGAUCGAAAGCAACCACAGCGCAGACUCCGGCAUAUCUUCCGAGAUACUGCAGCUUCUUUCAGACGACGAUCGUCUGAGUCAUGCUGCUACGGACCCCAACCUUAUAAGACAAACAUUAAAUGAUGGUACGGUUAGCUGGUCCAUUAGCCCUGAAAAGUCAUCAUUGUUGGCAAGCGUAUUGUUACCCGAAACGGUGGAAUCUUUGGCGGUGCUUGGACUGAAACUCAUGUGUUACGCCUGUCCGCCAUGUUAUGAAGGAAAUACUUCAUGGUCGUCUCAAGUGAAGCAAAUGGUAUGGUCAUUGCUUGACAAAGCACUUGAACGACCGAAAACCGCCGCAUCUCUUAGAUGUCAAGUUUUGGAUGCCAUUCUAUACUUCUGCGAAAGAGAUUCGCUUGCCAUUCGCCGGAGGGCCAUUGAGAGGGCACGGGUGCUCCUCGUCAAAUCAGUGCCAUAUUAUCUGCAUGCUUCAGUUGCUCUUUUUCAAAGCCUCCUAUGCCGAAUGGAUGUAGAUCUCGUCCAGUCCGACUUUGUGAUUCGCGACUUUCUAUGCAAAAGCCGACCACCAGCCAGCAGGCGCGACGACGCUUUACGAGGUCGACUUCAUAUAUCGCAUAUUGAGAACAUGAUCCAACGAUUCGAUGACGAUGUGGCGUCCAGCAUCUAUGAAUGGCAGGGUACACACCCCCUAUCAGCAUUAGAAAUCGACGUAACAAGACGACUCCAGGGUUUGGCGGCGAAGUUCUUCCAAUCCAUCGGUGAUUUCGAAAAGUCACGCGACUCUCUGGAACAAUACUUAUCCCUCAACCCGUCAGAGCCCAUCACAGUAAGGAUGCGUCGGCCGAUUGUGUCAAGGCUUACCGAUACACACUGCGAGAUUGGCGACUACCACAGAGCGUUCAAGUUGAUCCAACCCGAGAUUGCGAACAUCACCGACAAGGAGAAGCGGUCUCGCCCGGUGCGCCGCCUCCUUCUUGCAUCUGUCGAGGCUAGCAUUGGACAGGGCAGACUGGACGAAGCUGAGUCAACCCUCCUGGAGCUGGCCGAGGCUGAAGCCCCCGGACCAGACGACCUCACGGACCAACUCAUGCAUAUGAGAGGGGUGAUUGCCAGAGCGCGGGUCGCCCACGAGCGGCUGGAUUUUCACGUGGCAAUCCGCCGCUGGAGCUUUGCGCUGGAGGAAAACGCACGCCUUGAGCAGUUCAACCAAAGAUACCAGUUCACCGCGGCGGUUCUUCACUUAUCACUGGCACACGCGCAUCUUUCGGCCGGGGAUGAGACAAGCGGUAGACAGUCGUGGGACAUCGCCGCGGGCAUAGUUAAGACGCAACGGUGUGAAUUCUGGCUGCCUGUCGUUGCUUCACAAUGGUUGCGGAAGAUGGUAAACUCAAUCCACGAGAUGACGGGGUGGCCAUUCCGCAUAAUGUUGCCUGGGAGGAAACCAGAUAUGACAUGGGUGUAA
Molecule: messenger RNA, 2187 nt
Organism: Clonostachys rhizophaga
Lineage: Eukaryota; Fungi; Ascomycota; Sordariomycetes; Hypocreales; Bionectriaceae
Source: the annotation of a GenBank genome assembly